AUGGAUGCGAUCGGAGGUUUUUAUAGACGGUCGCGGUUUACAUUGUUACUGUUUUUCAGUUUGGCCAUCAUUCUAGCGCCUGGAGCUCUUGGCUGGAGCAAGGAGGGUCACAUAAUAACAUGUCGGAUUGCACAGAACCUUUUAGGAGCUGAAGCAGCACAUGCUGUAGAACAGUUGCUGCCUCAUAAUCUUAAUGGGGACUUAUCAGCUCUAUGCACAUGGCCGGACCAAAUCAGGCACUGGUAUAAGUACAGGUGGACAAGCACUCUACACUAUAUUGAUACCCCAGACAAAGCCUGCACAUUUGAUUAUUCAAGGGACUGUGAAAGUGAUCGGUGUGUGUCUGGUGCUAUUCAGAAUUUUACGUCACAGCUUCUGCACUACAAGGAAGGAUCAACAGAUCGUCGAUAUAAUCUGACAGAAGCAUUGCUGUUCUUGUCUCACUUCAUGGGAGAUAUUCAUCAGCCACUGCAUGUUGGAUUCACCAGCGACGAAGGUGGAAACACAAUCGAUUUGCGUUGGUUCAGGCGCAAAUCUAAUCUUCAUCAUGUAUGGGAUAGCGAUAUAAUUACAACAGCUUUAAAAGAUUACUAUGAAAACGACAUGGACCUGCUUCAACAAUCUAUAGAGGGUAACUUCACAGAUGGAAUUUGGUAUGACGACGUAUCAACAUGGAAAGAUUGUGACGAUCUCUUGGCAUGUCCGAACAAGUAUGCUGUAGAGGGCAUAAGCUUAGCUUGUAAAUGGGGUUACAACGGAGUAAAAGAAGGCGAUACUCUUUCAGAUGAUUACUUCAAUUCAAGAAUGACAAUUGUGAUGAAACGCAUUGCUCAAGGGGGUGUUCGUUUAGCUAUGUUCUUAAACCAUAUAUUUGGUGAUUCUGAAGAAGGAAAUACAGCAUCAGCAACAUAAGUUAUGGUUCAAUUAAUCUUUUUAGAGAAAUUUGAUUUCGGUUAGGUUCAGUUCGGUUCGGAUAAUCAUCAUCAAUUGUUCAUUUCCUUAAAUAUGUAAUAUGUUCAACACUCACUUUCGUAGUUGUAUAAAUGUAGAAUGUGCAGAAUCUGAUUUAAUGACAAUCUUCUAUUUCUUUC
Molecule: messenger RNA, 1091 nt
Organism: Mercurialis annua (annual mercury)
Lineage: Eukaryota; Viridiplantae; Streptophyta; Magnoliopsida; Malpighiales; Euphorbiaceae
Product: endonuclease 1
Exons: 8
Coding region: 1-912 (303 amino acids)
Biological process (GO): DNA catabolic process
Molecular function (GO): nucleic acid binding; endonuclease activity
Source: RefSeq, a predicted model, not a curated record